Molecule: messenger RNA, 1401 nt
Organism: Canis lupus familiaris (dog)
Lineage: Eukaryota; Metazoa; Chordata; Mammalia; Carnivora; Canidae
Gene: FETUB
Product: fetuin B
Exons: 7
Coding region: 117-1274 (385 amino acids)
Biological process (GO): binding of sperm to zona pellucida; negative regulation of endopeptidase activity
Cellular component (GO): extracellular region
Molecular function (GO): cysteine-type endopeptidase inhibitor activity; metalloendopeptidase inhibitor activity
Source: RefSeq, a predicted model, not a curated record
CUGUUUAGAUUGUGAUUGCAAAACUGCUCAAACUGGCUUUACAGAGAGAAUGCUUUAAGCAGCCCCAUCCUUGUAGCUCUACAUCCUGACCCAUCCUGGGCCUUGUUCCUCACAGAAUGGAUCUGCUCCUAUCCCUCGUGCUCUGCACGCUGGCGGCAUGCUGCUGGGCUACAUCUGUACCCAUGCCAGUCCUCCCCUUACCUGUCCUCUCCCGUGACUGCAAUAACUCGGGUAUUCUGGAAGUCGCAGGCUUUGCCCUGCAGGACAUUAACAGAGACCGAAAGGAUGGCUAUGUACUGAGCCUCAACCGAGUGAGCGAUGUCCGUGAACACAGACAGGUUGCUAUGGGAUCUCUGUUCUAUCUCACACUGGAUGUGUUAGAGACUGACUGCCAUGUACUCAGCAGGAAGCCGUGGAAGGACUGUGGGGUGAGGCACCUACAUGAAUCGGUUUAUGGUCAAUGCAAAGCACUAUUUUAUGUUAAUAAGCCAGGAAGAGUUCUCUAUCUACCUGCUUAUAAUUGUACUCUUCGCCCAGUUUCUCGAAGAAGGAUUCACAAUAGGUGCCCUGAUUGCCCCAGCCCCAGAGCCACUGACUUGUCAGAUCCCACGGUUCUAGAAGCUGCCCUGGAAUCUCUCGCAAAAUACAACAGUGAGAGCACCUCAAAGCAGUAUUCUCUCGUCCAAGUCACCAGGGCUUCUAGUCAGUGGGUGUAUGGCCCUGCGUACUUCGUGGAAUACUUAAUCAAAGAGUCACCAUGUACCAAAUCCCAGGUCAGCAGCUGUGCACUUCAGCCCCCUGACUCUGAGCCUGUUGGUAUUUGCAAAGGUUCUCUGGGUCAAAGAGAAUUAGAAAAGUUCGUCUCCGUGACUUGUCACUUCUUUGAACCACAGGUUCCUGCACCUGGAGAGGAAAAUGCUUCUGCUAGCCAGGGACCUGUGGACCUCCCUGGGGUGGGAGAGUUCCAGCAGAAAAACACAGCUCCUACCAACUCACCCUCCAAAGCUGUGCCUAAGGGAUCUGUCCAAUAUCUCCCUGACUUGGAUGAUGAGAAGAAGCCUGAGGGUGCUCAGGAAAACAGCCCUGUCGAGGCCUUCCCUGUGAAGCUAGAUCUCACCACAGAUCCUCAGGGAGAAAGCCUGGAUGUUUCCUUCCUUUUCCUGGGACCUAUGGAGCGGAAGCUGGUUGUUCUGCCUUUCCCCAACAAAGAACAACGCUCUGCUGAGUGCCCAGGACCAGCGCAGCAGGGCAACCUUCUUAUUCUCCCACCAUGAGAACCACAUAGAGGAUUCCAUGGGGGUACAGUGCCUUGUGGGAGAAGGGAGGUGCUGGAGAAUGGGGACAGGGAGACAGAGAACUCAAAUGUAGAAAGUGACUAAUAAAGUGUAUCAUUUGACUCUU